Molecule: messenger RNA, 1149 nt
Organism: Adineta ricciae
Lineage: Eukaryota; Metazoa; Rotifera; Eurotatoria; Adinetida; Adinetidae
Source: the annotation of a GenBank genome assembly
AUGUCGCUGGGUAAAUCACCACGAGAACUCGAUGCAGACUGGGGCUGGUUACCUGACACCGAUUCCACAGCGUCAGAAGAUAUAUCUAUUGACGGAAUUGGCGUGUUAGGCAUACAUUUACACCAACUUAUCGUGAAUAAACCAUUCUAUUCCGAUAGGCAACAAAAGUCUAUUGAUGCAUUUCGUAUAUGUAUCAGUGCUUAUGCACUAACUCGGUAUUCUAAAACUAGGCGUGUGUAUGUCAGUGAAAAACAAGAGCCUGUUGCACGAUUUGAUCAAACAAUACAAAUGUUAACUCGCAUUUAUGAUAAACGUCGGGAUAAACGACACCUCACUCAUGUUAUUCUGUAUGGCUAUUCGAAUGAAGACAAACGAUUUGUUUUAAUAGCUGAUCAAGUCAUUGAUAGUAUCAAACUCGUCUCUGCUCGACAUAUCAGUGAAGCCAUCAUAUUUGAAAGUUCCACUGAUAUUUGUGGAAAAGGAACUCUACUAAUUGAAUUGAUCUUUGUUUAUGGCAGACAUGGUUACAACUAUAGUUCACAGCUUGUUUUUCAAAACGAUGUUCAUCUAUCAAAUACUAUUAAACACCUAACAUUAUUCGAACGCAUUCAUUCAACAGACGGUCCGAACCGCGCAACGAAUGGAUUGUACAAUCCGCCAGAAACUGAUCUACCACUCUUUUUAAAACUAUCAUUUGAUGAAUUGUACCAAGUUCAUGAAAACCCAAUAAAGUAUCCUCAAAUUAUCAAAGCUUUAUCAACGAGUCCUAAACACUCAUCAAUAAGUGCAAUUAUGGAAAUGCAAGCCUCAAGAAAGCAACGUUUAGAAACACUUUUCAACUUCUUAACUGAAGAUCCUUGUUUACCUGAACAAAACAUUCUCGAUCCAACAGUAUCGCGUUUACUUCCAUGGAGUAUAGCUUAUUGGAAACGCGCCCUGUCAGGUUUACCUCUACAUGCCAGCAAUCUAGACUUCAACGGUUCCCAGACUGACAUCACACAUCUUACAAAUACGUCACCUGUUCUUCGUCAAGUUAUUGAUCGCGAAGAACAUUACGUCUCGCUAACUAACAGUACAACGAAUCUGGAAAUGUUAAAAACUCGCGUUCAUCGCGUAAUUCAUCAUUUUUUCGAAUUACUUCGUCAGUAA